Emiliania huxleyi CCMP1516 is the source of this 1188-nucleotide messenger RNA. RefSeq lists its product as hypothetical. The transcript has 7 exons. The coding region runs from base 34 to 1188 and encodes 384 amino acids. NCBI's taxonomy places the organism in Eukaryota, Haptophyta, Isochrysidales, Noelaerhabdaceae. The record is from RefSeq and is a predicted model, not a curated record.
CGUCCUUAUCGAGGGCUGGUGCACACACACGGCAUGAAGCGGAACUUCGAGGUUCCCAGCCUCCAGCUGCCCGGCCUGAGCGAGCUGCCCUUUCCCGGCCUCUCCGACUUCGCCGCUCAAAGCGCGGCGACCAGCGGUGGCCGCGCUGACGAUGCGCCUCCAUCACCGCCAGACGACCUGGCCGAGCUGGAUGGCUUUGGCACCUGCGACGUGGUGGGUCCGCUCGCCGCCGUCAACCUGGUGGCAGUGGGCCUGCUCAUGUGCCUCAUGGUGCGGCGGCCAAUCGCCCGCACGGCGGAGUUCUCCCUGCUCGUCGGUGCGCAGCUCGUUGGAGCGCUCGUGCAAGCAGACUACCUCUACAUCUGGCUGGCGAGCGGCGGCGUGACCGAGGCGUACGCCCGCGCGCACCCGAUGGAGGAGUGGUUGCGCCUGUUCUCGGGCCUCGGCGUCACUCUCUAUUUCCUGGCCAUGUCGAUCCAGCUCCUGCGCACCGUGCGAUCGCCCUUCCAGGUCGGCAGUAACGCCGCCUACCACAUCUUCGCCUGCAGCGUCGCCGCCGGCUUCGCUGCUCUCGCCGUCCAGUUUGAACUGAGCGAUGAGGCGCUGCUCGAUGUGCCGCCCGGCGACGCUGCUCGCUGGGCCCUCACGAUCGUCCGCUCUGCCUUGUACAUUCUCGCGCUCGCCACCCUGCUCUAUGCGUGGAGGCUCAUCCUCCGCGGCGUGCAGGCUGCUGACGCGGCUUACACUCAGAAGCGACGCAUCCUGACCGUUGCGCUCGCCACAAUACUCCUCAUCGAGGCCGUCUUUGGCAUCUUCCCGCCGCUGGUGCCGUUGGUGCUCAUCGACGGCUUUCACCUCGACGGCCACUCGGCCGCGUGCACCGCCACGAUCCUCCUUGGGCUGCAAGACGCCGUGCUCGCCGCCUCGUGGCUGCUGGUGCUGCAGUACUCUGCGCACAAGCUGCGCGAGGCGGCGCAGGGCGAUCGGCGGAGCAUCUCCCUCGAGACCAAGGGCAGCUUCGAGCCUGAGGGCGCGGGGGACCUCUCCGCCGCGCUGCGGAAGCAGCUGGUCUCGCUUAUCACGGAGGGCGCAUGCCGCUCAGCAUGGGAGGCGGGGCGCGAGAAAUGGGAGGGGCUCGUGUCGAGUCUCACGCCGCCAGAGUGCACGACAGAGCAGGCACGCGUCUAG